AUGAGCUCGGUCUCCAAACAACGGUUCCUCAAUCUCUUGUCCACGGGCAUAUUUGCCAACUUGAGUCCCGAAAGACUAGAGAACUUAUACCACGACGUGCGGCUGUUUAUGCUGUCUUCGGCCAGUACACUCGACACGGCCGACCUCUACGAUAUGUACGAGCUUCAAUUCUACCUUCUGUUGCUCAGCAACCGCGAUGUGGAGGCCAAACUGUUCUUGGACCGAAUCAACGAUCUCCUUGCCGGCAAAAAGUCGCAGAAACUCGCCGUGUUGCAGUCCAUGUAUUGGGAGGCCGUUGCCGAUGACGACACGGCGCUGCGGUGCUUGCGAGACGAUCCAAACGAGCUCCGGGCCUCGAGACGUCUCAUGGCUCUCUCGCGUAGAAACAAGGACCGUGAAGAGACCAUCCCUACAUACAUUAAGAGCUUGAAUUUCUACUUGAAGCUCCAGGCCUGCGAUACGCUUGUGUGGGCGGAGCUUGGUGACACAUACCAUAGUAUUGGCGAGUACGAAAAGGCAGUGCACUGCUAUAAAGAGGUGCUAUUGCAAGAACCGGCAGCAUACAACAUGUUUUAUAAGGCUGGCUUGAGUUUAUACUAUCAGCUCCUCAAAUUGAUGGCCGGCAAGGCCAGUCGAAAGGAGUUGAUGCUGCUGGGAAUGCAGACGUUAGAACACUCGCGAGACUGUUUCCUUCGCGCCGUCGAAAUUAGUGAGUCCUAUACUAAGGGCUGGGUGGGCGCCUACAUUGUCAGCGGAAGCGAUUUUCUCGUAAAACUUCGUGAAGACAAGGCUUCUUCUGGGGUUGCUGCCGUAGAAAGGUUUCUCAUGGAAACAGAGAAGAUCCACCAAUUGAGCAAGGAGAGAAUCAUGGCCCUUGAAAAUCUCAAUACUGAUGAGGAGUUGGAAGCUUUCUUGCAGCAGUGA
Messenger RNA from Australozyma saopauloensis, 924 nucleotides. RefSeq lists its product as uncharacterized. Gene Ontology annotation, cellular component: EMC complex. Lineage: Eukaryota; Fungi; Ascomycota; Pichiomycetes; Serinales; Metschnikowiaceae. The transcript has a single exon. Gene Ontology annotation, molecular function: protein binding. Gene Ontology annotation, biological process: protein folding in endoplasmic reticulum. The record is from RefSeq and is a predicted model, not a curated record. The coding region runs from base 1 to 924 and encodes 307 amino acids.